Messenger RNA from Ziziphus jujuba (common jujube), 1291 nucleotides. RefSeq lists its product as uncharacterized. The transcript is spliced from 9 exons. The coding region runs from base 81 to 1088 and encodes 335 amino acids. The record is from RefSeq and is a predicted model, not a curated record. NCBI's taxonomy places the organism in Eukaryota, Viridiplantae, Streptophyta, Magnoliopsida, Rosales, Rhamnaceae.
CACUAUUACAUAUAAAAUAAAUUAAUUAAAAAAAGAAAAGAAAAGAAAAGAAAGAGAGUAGAGAGUAGGUGUAGGGAGAGAUGCUAGCGAAGGAAUCGGGUGGUGUGAACUUCGAUCUCCCCGAAGAAGUACUGAGGGUACUGCCUUCGGAUCCUUUCGACCAACUUGAUGUGGCCCGCAAAAUCACAUCCAUUGCCCUCUCGACGCGUGUCUCGGCUCUCGAAUCAGAGUCAUCCGACCUUCGCGCCAAGCUCGCCGAGAAAGACCGCCUCAUCGACGACCUUCGUGACCAGGUCGAUUCCCUCGACGCCUCUCUCUCCGACGCCACUGAUAAACUCGCCGUCGCCGACCAUGAAAGGGAGAGCUUGCUGAAAGAGAACGCUUCGUUGUCUAGCACUGUUAAGAAGCUUAACAGAGAUGUCGCAAAGUUGGAGGUUUUCAGAAAGACACUUAUGCAAUCACUCCAAGAAGAUGAAGAUAAUACUGGAGGUGCUCCAGAAGUUGAGGCUAAGAUUGAAAGCCAAGGAAGUUUGUCUACUGGAUCACAGAUUGGAGAAGAUGAUGCUGCAUAUCCAGAUAUGAGAUCCUCAUCAAUGAGGAGCCAGUUCACUUCAGUUGGAAAUUCGUUUGCAGAGGGUCGUGAAGCAGAUUCCAUAAGACCUCGCAUAUCACCUGGUCUCCUGUUAGCAUCCCAGACUACUACACCUCGGUUCACUCCUCCUGGUUCUCCUCCUAGUCUAUCUGCAUCAGUUUCUCCUACAAGGACGUCGAAACCUGUGUCCCCAAGACGGCAUUCAAUGUCAUUUUCAACAUCAAGAGGCAUGUAUGAUGAUAGGUCUUCAAUAUCAAGUUCUGACACAGCAUCCCAAACUGGAAGAACUCGAGUUGAUGGAAAAGAAUUUUUUCGCCAAGUCAGGAGCCGAUUGUCUUAUGAGCAGUUUGGUGCUUUUCUUGCAAAUGUGAAGGAACUGAAUGCCCACAAGCAGACAAAAGAGGAGACUCUACAAAAGGCUGAUGAGAUUUUUGGACCAGAAAACAAGGACCUGUAUGCUAUUUUUGAGGGGUUGAUAACUCGCAGUCUGCAUUGACAUCUUGUAGUUGGAUGCAAGUUAAGUUUGUGAAAUAGUCCUUUCCACGGCAUUAUUUUCUUUAGCAAGUCUUUCUCUGUACAUUAAAUAGAAAUUAAAGCUAUUAUAAAACCAUUCUUUGACUUGUUUUCUGUUUAUUUAAGAGCUGACAAAAAGCUUUUACCAAAAAAUAGCUAAUAAAAAGCGAGUCAAAUCAUCGGAAA